This is a messenger RNA of Symbiodinium sp. CCMP2456, 849 nucleotides long. The record is from the annotation of a GenBank genome assembly. NCBI's taxonomy places the organism in Eukaryota, Dinophyceae, Suessiales, Symbiodiniaceae.
AUGUCGGUGUUCACAGAGCUGCUCGCUGGCGGUUUGGCCGGCGCAGUUGGGAUCUUAGCCACGCAGCCUCUCGACACCAUUCGUAUACGGCUACAAAGCACUCCGAGCGGUUUGGGCAGAAAACCCUACAAUGGGCUCGUCGACUGCGCGCGAUCCACACUGCGGGAGGAAGGUGUUCGAGGCCUCUACAAGGGCUGGGCCUCCCCGACGCUGACGGUUGGCGUGAUGAAUGCGGUGCUCUUCUUUUCCUACGAGCUCGCCAGCAAGCAGUUGCGCGACCCUUCAGCAGAGGAUGGAGCAAGUCUUUCACUGGCGCAGACCUUCGUCGCAGGCUCUGCUGCCGGUUCUGCGAGUGCCUUAAUCACCGGUCCCACGGAACUGGUGAAGUGCAUCGCGCAGACGAACCUGAAGAACCAGGGCACCAUGAGAGAAGAAUGGCAAAUCUUCCGCGGUAUGCUGCGCGGCCAUGGUUGGCUUGGGGCCCACGGCCCAUGUAGGGGCCUAGGGAUCACAAUCCUGCGCGACACACCGAGCUGUGGGUUGUACUUCACCAUUUACGAAGCGAUAACCCGAAGUUUGGGAAAGUCGGACUUCGUCAGCUUCGUCGCUGGUGGAUGUGCAGGCGCGACGGCCUGGGGGUGCAUCUAUCCCAUGGAUGUCAUCAAAACGCGCUGGUCGACAGACCCUCCGGGCACCUACAGCUCACUGCUCCACUGCCUCAGGACUACCAUCCGAGAGGACUGGCGGAUCCUGUUCAAUGGCUUCGCGGCUACAAUUGCUCGCGCCUGGCCACAACACGCGGUCGUGUUCUGCACGUACGAGCUGCUGAAGUCGAGCUUAUCUGCUUGA